GACCAACCGCUUUGCUAUUGUCCAAGUGGAAAGAGCCAAGUUUAUUAUGAGGACUAUAUGCUCUAGAGACCUCAGACAAGGCAUCUCAUAGGAGGCUUUUUCAUAAAACUAGGCUCUGCUGGUAGUAAGGAGGCCAGUUUGGAGGCAGGCGUGGAGCUGUGCACAUCUCCCCACUCCAGCCACCUUCUCCAUACCCAUCUUUGAUUUCAUUUUUCCACCUGGCUGAGCCAUCCAGAGCCUUUUCAAUGUAUAAAAUGGAAUAUUCUUACCUCAAUUCCUCUGCCUACGAGUCCUGUAUGGCUGGGAUGGACACCUCCAGCCUGGCUUCAGCCUAUGCAGACUUCAGUUCCUGCAGCCAGGCCAGUGGCUUCCAGUAUAACCCGAUCAGGACCACUUUUGGGGCCACGUCCGGCUGCCCGUCCCUCACGCCGGGAUCCUGCAGCCUCGGCACCCUCAGGGACCACCAGAGCAGUCCGUACGCCGCAGUUCCUUACAAACUCUUCACCGACCACGGCGGCCUCAACGAGAAGCGCAAGCAGAGGCGCAUUCGCACCACGUUCACGAGCGCGCAGCUCAAAGAGCUGGAGAGGGUCUUCGCCGAGACGCACUACCCUGACAUCUACACCCGGGAGGAGCUGGCCCUGAAGAUCGACCUCACGGAGGCGCGCGUCCAGGUGUGGUUCCAGAACCGCCGCCAAGGCUGGGCUCCCGGGCCCGGCCCCAUCACCUCCAUCCCGGAUUCACUCGGGGGGCCCUUCGCCAGCGUCCUAUCUUCGCUCCAAAGACCCAACGGUGCCAAAGCCGCCUUAGUGAAGAGCAGUAUGUUCUGAUCUGGGACGUGGCGGCGGGCGAGCCGGGGCCGGGCGGGCGAGUGGGCGAGCGGGUAGGCCCAAGGCUAUUGUCGUCGCUGCCGCCCUGGCUUUUUCAUGGAAAGCCUAAAGUAAUCGCGAUAAGAAUAAAGAGAAAACGGCGUCGCCCCCAUUGCAACCCCACUCUUACCCCAAUCCUGAACCCCCAGCAAAACAAAACAAAGCAAAACACUUCCUGGCUUCGCACCUGCCCCAGGGCCGCGCAGACGGGCCAGGGCUCCGCCUGUGCACCGGGAGGUGGGAGCGGUGCGGCCUGGACUCGGGGGCACUCUCAGGGGGCUGUGUCUGCGUGUCAUGUGUGUCUGUCUCUGGGAAUGUGUAUCUGUGGCCCGAGCAGGUGACAGAAAGAGAUGGAUGGGGGCAUAACCAACUCAGUGACUUGCUUAGAAAAAGAGAAAAAUACACAAAACAAAAAAACCCCAAAUUAAAAAAAAAUUAGGAA
Myotis brandtii (Brandt's bat) is the source of this 1311-nucleotide messenger RNA. RefSeq names its product paired-like homeobox 2b (gene PHOX2B). Gene Ontology annotation, biological process: regulation of transcription by RNA polymerase II. The transcript has 4 exons. Gene Ontology annotation, molecular function: RNA polymerase II transcription regulatory region sequence-specific DNA binding; DNA-binding transcription factor activity, RNA polymerase II-specific. The coding region runs from base 246 to 830 and encodes 194 amino acids. Lineage: Eukaryota; Metazoa; Chordata; Mammalia; Chiroptera; Vespertilionidae. The record is from RefSeq and is a predicted model, not a curated record.